This is a messenger RNA of Ipomoea nil (Japanese morning glory), 1716 nucleotides long. RefSeq lists its product as uncharacterized. The coding region runs from base 179 to 1285 and encodes 368 amino acids. Gene Ontology annotation, cellular component: chloroplast. NCBI's taxonomy places the organism in Eukaryota, Viridiplantae, Streptophyta, Magnoliopsida, Solanales, Convolvulaceae. The record is from RefSeq and is a predicted model, not a curated record. The transcript is spliced from 5 exons.
CAUUGUACACAUUUUAUUUUUUAAAAUGUCAAUGCAGUUAAGCAUAAUUAUUGCAAUAAUUAAGGGUGUUCGUUGGUCUAAAUUCAACCAGAAGAAAUUGAACGGUCAAUAAACUGCUGCUGAGCAAAAAAUAUCUCAGAAUCGCUCUGCUCAGCUCAGUUCCUCGAUCUCAUCAUCCAUGGCUUCCUAUGCUGUAUUUCACCUACCAUCAUCUUCCUUAACUAUAGCCUCUAAAACCCACCGAUCAUUGCGAGCUCAAAUCUUCCAUGCCUACAAGCCCCUUAGAAUCGAGGCUUCUACUUCCCUCGACUACUCAAGCACCUCCAUCUCCAAUAAACCUCCCGCAUCUUCUAAGAAUAGUACUUGGCAAUGGAAGUAUAAGGAGAACUCCGUGAGUAUAUAUUAUGAGGCGCAUGAAAAGGAGGAGAAAGAUGGGUGUUCCAAGAAUAUUUUGAUGAUACCAACUAUUUCUGAUGUUAGCACUGUGGAGGAAUGGAGGUCAGUCGCCAAAGACAUUGUAGGGCGAGAUGGUUACAGGGCUACCAUUGUGGAUUGGCCAGGUUUGGGAUACUCUGAUAGGCCUAAGCUGGAUUACAAUGCUGAUGUUAUGGAGAAAUUUUUGGUUGAUUUCAUCAAUGCACCUGAUGGUCCUGUAAUCAACUCAGGUAAUGACUUGGUGGUCAUUGGAGGAGGGCAUGCUGCUACUCUUGCAGUUCGUGCUGCAAAGAAGGGUUUAGUGAAACCAGCUGCCAUUGCUGCUAUUGCACCAACCUGGGCCGGGCCACUUCCUAUUGUUUUUGGUAGAGAUUCUAAUAUGGAGACAAGGUAUGGUCUUCUUAGAGGAACUUUUCGGGCUCCUGCUGUUGGUUGGAUGAUGUACAAUGUACUCGUUAGCAAUGAGAAAUCAAUCGAGUCACAGUACAAAUCCCAUGUUUACGCGAAUCCAGAUAAUGUCACCUCAAGUAUUAUUGAGAGCCGAUAUGCACUUACAACGCGGAAAGGUGCUCGCUAUGUGCCUGCAGCUUUCUUGACUGGUUUACUUGACCCAGUAAAGUCCAGAGAGGAAUUUGUUCAACUUUUUGCGGGAUUGCAAGGAGGGACACCCAUUCUAGUUCUUUCAACUUCAGGCUCACCAAAGAGAUCAAAAGCCGAGAUGGAAGCCCUUCGGGAAGCCGAAGGUGUGAGCAAAUAUGUUGAAGUGCCAGGUGCUCUUCUUCCCCAAGAGGAGUAUCCUGAGAAAGUUGCUGAAGAGCUUUACAGGUUUUUACAAGAGUAUUUGAGCUAAAGACUGAUAACCAGUUCAGAGUUCUAAUUUCACUGCAGAAUUGCCCGCAUGGGCUUAACUCACUAGUUCAAUAAGAAGUAUUUGGGAGAAAAGACAUUCGAAACUCGGAAGGGGUAGUGUGGGGAUUAUGUCAAAAAUGGCCAAAUCCUUUGUACGCUCCGACAUUUGGCCCUAUCUGCUGAUCCAUUGAGUUAUUGUGAUUUACAUACUCCCAAAUGCUUUGUCGAGCCAGGGUGUGGGGUCUUGAGUUGAGGAUUCAACCUUUUGGGGAAGUUCUAAUUUCUUCUGAAGGACUCUUGGGUAAAUUUUCAGUUUCUGGUAUUCUUGCCAGGCUGCCAGCUUAUUAAGGCCAGUCUUGCAUUUAACAUGUGAUCUUGUAUUUGUUGUUUGUUUUUUGGUUUUUUUUUUUAAAAAAAAAUCUUGCGAGUGAA